UAAUUCUAUGAUUAAAAAAUCACUCUGCUAGUCUGCUAUGAUGUUCUAAAGUGGAUAGAAUAGAAACAAAUUUACAAUUGUUUAAUCUAUAAAUAAUUUCAAAUUAUUAGAAACGAAAACCAUUAUGGCUACUACAACUAAUAAAGGCACGUUUCAACCGGACUCCGAUUUUCAAAUUAGUUAUGAAGAUCAACAGAAAAUAAAUCAGUUUGCUAGGUUGCAUGCAAAAAUGAAGGAAUUGAAAGAUGAUCUCGUAGUUAAAGAGAAUGACCUCAAGAGUUUAGAAGAAGCGUGUGAUGAAAUUGCACUAUUUGAUGAUGACGAGAAAAUUCCAUAUCUUGUAGGAGAGGUCUUCAUAUCUCGUGAUGCUACUACCACACAAGAGUGCCUUGAAGAAGCAAAAAAAGGAAUAUCUCAAGAAAUGAAGGAUCUUCAGAUGAAGACUAAUGAAUUAAAAGAAAGUAUGAAUGACCUUAAAUAUCAUUUGUAUGGCAAAUUUGGUAGUCAUAUUAAUUUGGAAGCAGAAGAAUGAAUGAAAAUUUCAUUUUCCAAUUAAAAAUGUAAUAAUAAAUUUAUUGUUUAAAUUA
Molecule: messenger RNA, 587 nt
Organism: Harmonia axyridis
Lineage: Eukaryota; Metazoa; Arthropoda; Insecta; Coleoptera; Coccinellidae
Gene: Pfdn4
Product: probable prefoldin subunit 4
Exons: 4
Coding region: 125-532 (135 amino acids)
Biological process (GO): protein folding
Cellular component (GO): cytoplasm; prefoldin complex
Source: RefSeq, a predicted model, not a curated record